GGUGCAAUUGACUGUGGAAAUGAUGCAUCCUGCGAUGCGGGCAAAAAAUGUGCCUCUAACAAUACUUGCAUACCAUGGGUUGCAAACGACUGUGGAAACGGAUACAACUGCGAUGCGGGCACACAAUGUUCUACUAGUAACCUUUGCCAACCAUUGGGUGCAACCGAUUGUGGAAAUAGAUGGUACUGCGAUGCGGGAAAACAAUGUGCUACUAAUAAUACUUGCAUACCAUUGGGUGCAACCGACUGUGGUGGUGGAUCCUACUGUGUUGCGGGCCAAUACUGUUGUAUGAAGAAUCAAUGCUGUGACAAUUAUUAA
Funneliformis mosseae is the source of this 318-nucleotide messenger RNA. The record is from the annotation of a GenBank genome assembly. Lineage: Eukaryota; Fungi; Glomeromycota; Glomeromycetes; Glomerales; Glomeraceae.